This is a messenger RNA of Emiliania huxleyi CCMP1516, 789 nucleotides long. RefSeq lists its product as hypothetical. Gene Ontology annotation, biological process: maturation of 5.8S rRNA from tricistronic rRNA transcript (SSU-rRNA, 5.8S rRNA, LSU-rRNA); maturation of LSU-rRNA from tricistronic rRNA transcript (SSU-rRNA, 5.8S rRNA, LSU-rRNA); rRNA methylation. The record is from RefSeq and is a predicted model, not a curated record. Gene Ontology annotation, cellular component: preribosome, large subunit precursor; nucleolus. Gene Ontology annotation, molecular function: rRNA (uridine-2'-O-ribose)-methyltransferase activity; rRNA (guanine) methyltransferase activity. The transcript is spliced from 5 exons. Bases 1 to 789 code for a protein of 262 amino acids. Lineage: Eukaryota; Haptophyta; Isochrysidales; Noelaerhabdaceae.
AUGGGCGGCUCCGCGGCCUCGAAGAAGGGUACCGUGGCCAAGAAGCGCCUCGACAAGUUCUACUACCUCGCCAAGGAGCGCGGCUACCGCUCGCGCGCCGCCUUCAAGCUGCUACAGCUCGACAAGAAGUAUGAGUUUCUCGGGACCGCGACCGGCGUCGUGGAUCUGUGCGCGGCGCCCGGCUCGUGGAUGCAAGUGGCGCGGCAGUUCAUGCCGAAGGAUGCGCUGUGCAUCGGCAUCGACCGCGCGCCCAUCAAGCCCAUCCCAAAGUGCGUGGUGCUCCAGGAGGACAUCACGACGCAAAAGUGCCGCGCCGCGGUGAAGCGGGAGCUUAAGGCGCACGGCGGGUCGGGCGCGGCGAUCAACGUGGUGCUGCACGACGGCGCGCCGAACGUGGGCACCUCGUGGCUUCAAGAUGCCUUUGGCCAGAACGAGCUCACUCUGCUCGCCCUCAAACUGGCAGUCGACGUGCUCGCGCCUGGCGGCACCUUUGUGACCAAGAUGUUCCGGUCGGCCGACUACCAGUCGCUGAUGUGGGUCUUCGGCCAGCUCUUCGGCAAGGUCGAGGCGACAAAGCCGCAGGCAUCGCGAAACGAGUCGGCCGAGGAGGAGCUCGAGCUCUUCUCGCUCGCGCGCGUGCGCGGCGACGGCUCGAUCGCCGCGCUGACGGAGGGCGCGGCGCCGGACGAGGCGGACGGGCCAAAGUCGAAGAAGCAGCAGCGCGAGGCGAGGCUCGACGCGAUCCGGAACGCCGACGAGCCCGCGGCAGGUUGCUGCGCGCGAGGCUAA